UGUUGCUUGGCCACCAUCGCGCAUUCUGGGGAAGUUGACCUCUUUCUGAGCUCUUUGCUUCAUGCGGAAUUAUUGAACCCUCGACACCUCACGUUGCCCAAUUUGCUUGGAUCCGCCUAGCAAGAACUUUUCUCCCAAUGUCCUUUGACCGCCGCAGACAGGCGCGCAUCGCGGCCUAAAUAGGUGAUCUCUCGCUCCUUCCCGCCCACACGGGACGUACAAGUCCGAGAGACAUCCGCAUUCCCCGAGGCAGGCGCGGCAAGUUCUCACACACGCGCACUCACGCACAUACACACACGCACGCACACCACGCCCAGAAUUUCAAGAAUCAUGGAGUCUCAGCAGACGGCGCAGGCCCCAACCCGACCUGCCGGAUCGGGCACAUACAAGCGCGCAAGCAGGAAGGGAGCCCCGCGCCGCUUUGCCUGCGACUAUCCAGGUUGCGACAAGCUUUAUUCGAGGGCCGAACACCUCCAGCGACAUCAGUUGAACCAUGCGCCCAAGGAGAUCUACCGUUGCGACAUUGCCGGGGUACGCGCUCUCUUUCCUCCUGUUUCAACUCCGGAUGAGUUGCUCAGAUGCCAUGGCUGCCCCGCUCUGUCACCAUCUUCCGUUCUCAACAUUCAUCCCACCCACGAGGCGUAGGACUCGCUGACGCCGGGGAGCAGUGUGAACAAAAGUUUGUGAGAGCAGACUUGCUAGCGCGGCAUAGGAAACGGCAUUCCGCCUCCUACGUACCUAGAAACCGCAUGCCCAGCUUCAGUGCGACCGCCGAUUCUUUGCCGCCGGCUACCGUCUUGUCGCCAACCCCCGUCACCGAAGCCCGCCCAGUCCUUUCUCGUGCUCCGCAUGACGCCGCCAUCUUGCUUGGCCCGGAUACCAGCUCACAGCCAUCUCCGUCCCUGCCGAACCCUGAUCCGCGAAAGAUGCACCAACACUCCAGCUGGCAGGCCCAGCUUCCCGAUGUUGGGGCCUGCAACAUUAUCCGACCCAAGCCCGGUUAUUAUCCCCAGCAGCAGCAGAGGAUCCCGGAGCAGUCGGCUUCCAUGCCUUACCAUAACUCCGAGUUCCAGUCCGACGACAUGUCCCGUGAGAACUUCGCCGUGUGGUUGUUCAACCCACACGCGCCAUACGGCGAGUUCAACGUUUCUCAUGUUCCCUUUAUCGACGGCGGUUUAGAGUCAACGCUUAACAACAACAUCCAUUACGAUUAUGAAUCGUUGACAAGCGGACGGUCUCAGCUCGAGACUCCUACCCGCCUUGCCGAAACCGACGAGCUCCUCUCCGAGUUUCGCCGGCAGGAGAUACUUCGCUGGUUCCAGGUGUUUCGCCAGAAACAACCCAAAGCCGAGCCCCUCGUUGCGAACCUCGUGCAUGACAGCAACGGGGAUAUCCCGGCCCUAGGCCUGGAGAUGAUGCGUGACUGCCUGCAGGAAUACUGGGACCGCGUAUCCCCUCGCCUCCCUAUCGUGCACAAGCCGACUUUCUCGUGCAACCGAUGCUCCAUAUUCCUGCUCAUGGUCAUGGUCUCCUUGGGCGCCGUCUCGCUGCGAACCAGGGACUCGACAGGGAACUUGGCUGACUAUGGAGGCUUCGCGGACAUGAUCAUACUCGGAGUUAGGUCCGAAAUCCUGACUGCUGAGGAAGCACAACCUCCGGUCUCCUUGUGGGUUUCCCAAGCAUUACUGCUGCUGGAGUUUUACGAAAAAAUGUACUCGUCUCGAAGACUCCAUGAAAGAGCCCAUAUCUACCAUACCGUUGCGCUCACGCUCCUCCGCCGUGGAAGUCCCCUCAUUGGCCGUUCCGGGAGCGAGUCACCCCCCGAGCCGCCGUCGGCCGAUCAGCCGCAGGGUGGUGCUCUGGAUUCUCACACCUGGUGGUGUCGAUGGGCUGAGACCGAAGCGAUGCACCGGGUUGUUUUUGCUGCGUUUAUGAUGGACAUCAUCCAUGCCGCCAUGUUCGGACACACAGCAGACAUGGCGCCACACGAGAUUCGACUUCCGCUACCUUGCGACGACAAUAUGUGGACAGCUUCGAAUCCAGACACGGUGCGGCAGCUCGAUCAAAACUUGCGCAUGUAUGGAAUCAAGCCAAUAUCAUUUCUUGAUGGCCUGAAGCGUGCUCUGCAUGGUAAGGAGGUCAAGACCCAUUCAUUUGGCCGCAUGAUCAUCAUGUCUGGCCUUCUCGGUGUCGGCUGGCAUCUCAGCCACAGGGAGACGCAUCUUAAGUGGCUAGACCUGAGCGCGCCGUCUGCUGAAACCCACGAGACUUGGAAGAAGAUCCUCUUGAAAGCAUUUGACGAUUGGAAGCACAGCUUCGACGCUGCUCAGGGAGCAACGGGAAACCCUAAUCUUACCGAUGCCCAGGGUGCGAAUGGCCCCGUUCACAGUGCAGCUGUCCUUUACCACCUCGCUCACAUCAGCUUGCACGUUGAUAUCGUCGACUGUCAGGUUUAUGCCGGCGCAAAGCGGUUACUGGGGAGGAAGGUUUCGGUGAGAGAUUACACCAAUGUCGUCGCUCGCAUGAGAGUCUGGACCUCUCUGCCGUCGACCAGCCACGCCGUCCUGCACGCUUUUCGGCUUCUUCACCGAGUACUGGUUGACCCACGACGCGGUGCGAGCGCGGGCGACCGCGAUCGGUCGGAUAUUGGACCGGGAGCCGUCAUCCUUCCAUCUCCUGAGGUUCACAUUUAUUCCUGCCGCAACGACCCGGACCCGCACCGCCCCUGGGUUAUGUACUACGCAGCUUUGAGCAUCUGGUCCUUUGUGAGGGCUGUCAGUCGCCAGGACUCGCUUCACGAGCCCAGCGGCCAAUCGGGGACCCCAUUCCGGCCUGGCAAACCUUUACCUGUCGAUCAUCAACGUCUGGCUGCCUAUCUGUCCGAGAUUGCCAGUCUCUCAGAGCUCACAGAAAAUGCAGUAGCAAGCCUGGGAAAUGGCCUUCCGGACCUGCUUGAUGCUUUAAGAUUGGUGUUUGCUGAGGCGCAUUCCGAGCUACUGCAGGAAGCGCAAGUGCGGCUGAGGAUGUGCAAAGAGAUGCUCAUCAACUCCGCUGGAUGAUCAACCGUUGCUUGCCCAGGAACCUCGAUGGAUGACCAGGCAGUGUAGCUUUGUUGGUCGGCUGCGGUAUCGACCUUUUAAGCCUAAUGGCGCUGCGAACCCAGUAAUCAAGCAGGCCGAUGUGCCCCUCACGAGUAGUCGCUGUGCUACCCCGCUGAGGCAACAAGUGAGCUAGCCCGCCCUCUGCACCCUGAAUAUCAUGGAGUAAGU
Molecule: messenger RNA, 3269 nt
Organism: Thermothelomyces thermophilus ATCC 42464
Lineage: Eukaryota; Fungi; Ascomycota; Sordariomycetes; Sordariales; Chaetomiaceae
Exons: 2
Coding region: 750-3059 (769 amino acids)
Biological process (GO): regulation of transcription by RNA polymerase II; DNA-templated transcription
Cellular component (GO): chromatin
Molecular function (GO): RNA polymerase II cis-regulatory region sequence-specific DNA binding; zinc ion binding; DNA-binding transcription factor activity, RNA polymerase II-specific
Source: RefSeq, a predicted model, not a curated record